AGUCGUAACUCUGUUCUUUUACCUUCAUACUUAACCAUAUUGUUGAAAGGAUAGUAUUAAACUCUGAAACUGAGAAGCUGAAAAACUGGUUAUUUUCAUUUUAAGUAGGGAAACAACCUAUUUCUAUCUACUGCACAGUAGAUGCUAGUUCAAAAACACAAAUAAUUCAGUCUGGCAUUCUAAUUCAUGCAGAAGAAACAUUUCUGACAGCAAACAAUAAGAAAGAGCACUUUAAAGUUUGGGGUACUUGAAGGAACAGCUGUCUUCAGUUAUGCCUGUCUGUGGAAAGUCUCUUAUAGAUGCCUCUGCCAUUUGGCUACCAGAGCGAGGGCUGCUUGGUGGUGGCACUCCAAGUUGUGGAGCGCUCUUGUCAAAGAGCCUUGCCUGACCUUAUUGUCACUUCAGUACUAGGAAAAGACUGUGAUUUCCUAGCCUUUAAAAAAUCCAUUUUAAUCCUGUGUUUGUGCUGGUUUUAGUUUUGGUCAUUUCCAUUUAUUCUUUUUGGGAGUAUGAAUGUUGCACAACUUUCAAAAAGGGCACAUUUUUGUGACUGCAGCUCCAAGCCGAAUAAUAUGUGAUACUUGCUUGGCAAUGGGAAUUGUAGUCAUCUGUGUAUUUUGCUAUUUUCGCAAUGAAUUAUCAUCAUGUCUUGUGUUCAGAAGGAAAUGGCAGGGGAAUGGACAGAAGUUAAAUGGUGUGUGUGUUCUAAACUUGCUACUUAAACAAGUUAUUAGCAUAAUAUGUAGUUUUGCUCCUUGAAGCACAAUAGCCUGUGGAAAGAGUAUGCAUGUAGGGAUGAACAGACCCUGACCCUGAAAAGAGGGAUCUGUCUUUGUGGCUUUCUAAUCCCCUCCUCUUCAGAUUUUGGAAGUGAGUUACUAUAGCAUCCUUCCUCUUUGGAGUAUAAAGCUAAACUGGCACAGAUUGUUUCUAAAUUAAUAAUCUCUGAUUUCAUUCAUGGGUAAAGAGGCUAUAGUGCUGGUAUGUCAACUGGAAAUAUUCUGACAUGGUUAUUGACAUUCCAUUCUAAUUGUUUAUGUGGUGCCUCCAUAAUGAUUAAUAAAACAUCAAUUCAGCUGGUAUGGACAUGGAUACUUCCCCCUAACAUCUUAAAUUCAUUGAGGAAAGUGUACUACCAAAAAUUAAAUAAAGAUAUUAAAGCAAAACAAAGCAUAAUACAUGCACUAAAAUACACAAGCAAAAAUAUGAACAUUUAGUACAAAGUAAUGCAUUCAUUUUGGGUUGGCUUCUUUUUUUUCUCUUUAGGUGUUUUCAGGAAAGACUAGGCUUGCACGACACAACAACAUACCAUGGCUUAUAAAGGGUUUGCAUGGCAUGCUAACACGUCAAGAUGUAUAAGCAUGUCAUGGAACCCCAUAUAUGUCAGUGUGGCUUAGCUUUGGCUUACGUGUUCUUAUGUGGUACAAACCCAGAUGAGAUAAUCCAUCAUGGGCCAAGCUCAGCCACUAACAAGCUGCUUGGCAAGAGUGGCAAAUCUCCCAUGCAGCUCUUAGCAAGCCGCUUACACGUGACUGUUGAUGCUAAACUUCCCUUGUAGUGCUCAAGCUCUCACUCAGGGUGCCUGGCAAAGGCUCCCCCAGCUUCCUGCUGCUACUGCAUGCUGUUUUCAACUUACUACAUUUUAAUUUCUCAUUCACGUUGUUUUGUUUUGGAAUAUGAAUGCUGACCUGACAAGUGGCUGCAACAGUACAUAGACUGCAGCAGUGUCUGUCUCUGCCAGAAAGAAGCUUUGUAGCCUUAGCAUGAAGGUUGCUCAGGAUAUUUUGUGCUCAGGAUAUUUUGUGUAAGCUAAUAUAUCCACAGUGUUGUCUCCCUUUUGGCACAGUUUUUAAGGUGAUACCAUCCUGGGAACAUGCAAUAUUGGGGGGAUUCCCUGAGGAAAAGGGAGUCUCAAAUUUCCUUCUUGCAAACAAUGAUCUCCCUGAAUUUUUUAAGCAUCUGACAGCUUAAUUUGACACUGUCAAAUAGGAAUGGGGUUGGAGAGGUCUAUUUACUUGCACAUUUAUGGGAGCAGUGCAUGCAGCUGGUUCCUGCUGGAUUCUGCCAACCACCAAUAAUUUCUUUAAUUGCAAAUUUUUGCAAAAAUUAAUCUGAAUAUUUUAAAAAGUUCUUUACCACCCCAGGCAACCUCUACAGAGUACCAUGGUGCCCUUGGAGGAAGUGCUCAAGCAUAAAUAAAUUGGGAUUCCAAAAGCUUUCUUGACAAGUGGUUUGCAUGUGCUUGCUCUUGCUUUGUGUCUCAGAUUCAAGCCUCAUCAAACUAAAUCAGUUUGUGAGUACAGCAGGAAGGGAGGGAAACCUCUCUGCUUCUGUAGGGUCCUCUAUGAUACUUGGGGGAAGAUCAAGUGGGGAGAAAGUGUGCAGGAACUAAUGAUGUACCUGAUUUCCUGUUGGGCACGAAGUGCGUCUUAGGAUAAUCAACCUACAUUAUGAGACCUGUGCCACAAUGUGGGUCAUGCACAUCCUCCCAAAAUGCUACCUAAACAUCCAAGUUUGUUUCUACGUGUAGACAAUAACUAAUCUGCUAUUUGUCGUAUAUAAAGCAGCUGGUGGAGGGGGACAGAAAAAUAGCAGAGGGUUAAGUCGAUACACCUUUAUGAAGUACAAUACAAAGCAAAGAAAGUUAGUUUUGUUUCUAAAACUCUCAGUAGGAAAAAUAGGGCAUUUGAGAAUCAGUAGAUGUUCACUGACUAUAAACUAUUUGCUUUAACAGAAGAGCGAUUUGUGGAAAAACCUGGAAACGACUCUCGCCCUUUGGAGAAGUUGGAGGUUGCACCACCAUCUACUGGACAGCUGAAACAUGUGUUCUUCCACAAUGCAGUACCUUUUAUAGGGUUUGGAUUUUUUGAUAAUGCAAUCAUGAUUGCUGCGGGCACACAAAUAGAACUAUCAAUAGGAAUUGUGCUUGGAAUUUCUACUAUGGCAGCUGCUGCUUUAGGAAAUCUUGUCUCGGACUUAGCUGGAUUAGGACUUGCAGGUUAUGUUGAAGCUAUGGCCUCCAGGCUGGGCCUCUCAAUUCCUGAACUCACACCCAAGCAAGCUGACAUGUGGCAAACACGUCUUAGUGCACAUUUUGGUAAAGCUAUUGGAGUGACCAUUGGCUGCCUUUUAGGAAUGUUUCCAUUGUUCUUCUUGGGAGAUGAAGAAGAAAAAAAACUGGAAGGAAAAUAAUCUUUUUAUAAUGCUUAAUAUAUAUAUAUACACACACAUCUAAACUAAUGUACCUCAGUUAUACAACUAUGCUGUCAAAAUAUUUAGGAUUUAGCAGACAGUAACAAUGUAUAUAAUGGGGAACAAAACAGCAUGCUGUUUCAUGGAAACACUAACUUAUUGUGGCUCUGUCUUAGUACAUCUUUUUAUAAGGGGUUUUCCUUUUUUAAAUGUAAAGUGUUGACCUGUGUGUUUCACUUACACUGGCAGUUGACUCUAAGCUUCUGCUUGCCACCCUUUGCCUGUAUUGUUUACGAGAAUUAUUACUUUAAUUGCCUGCCAUCAAUGUACUGUAUGGGUUUUGUUUUUGCAUAUUUACUUAGCAUUUGAAAAUGCAUGACACAAGUUUCCCUUGCCGCUCAUCAGACCUUCCAAUCCAAUCUUUUAGUACAGCUAGGUGACAGAUGACUUUACGAGAUACCAUGCCUUGGCUGUCAUGCAGCUUUUGUUUGUCCGGAGUCACUAUUUGCACCAUGUGUGCCUGAAACAAGUCCAGUUUGAACCAUCAGCUGCAAAUAGUGUUUGAUAAAUGUUUGCUGUGGAACAACGAGGCAGUUACAGGGACUGUAUGAAGUCAGGUAUAGGUUGUCACAGUUUUAGGUGCUGCCUCAGCCUCAAAAUUCCAUAGACACUAUUCAGAAUGGGUCUCUAAUGUUAUUGAGGAGGACUUAGAACUGGGAAAUCUUUAAAGGUGGGAUCUCAGAUAGGGGCUUACAUGCAGCCAAUGGCUAGAUUUGGAAAGCUGUGGAAAAAUAUCUUGCCUCUAUGGCUACUCAUGACAGUCUCCUUACUUAGCUUUUCAGUGCUGAGCCCUGUCUCCCUGUUUUGUGUUGGUGUUUUGCAACAGCAUUUUUUUUGAAAUUCAGGCUUAGUUCUAUUUGGCAUGUAUGACCUAUCAUCAUUCCUUACCUUCCCGUGCACCACUCCCAAAAAAGAGAAGAAAAUGUAACUUUAAUCUGUCAGAACUUCAUUCCUGAAUACAAGGCAUUUGGGGAAACCCCAACAGGGAAAGGUUUUAUUGGUUGCUAAAAAGCACUGUGGGUUUGUAGGGUGCCGUAUGUGCCCUUGGCGAGCAGAGGUGGAGAAAAGGCAGCAUAUAGCACAGUGUGGCAGAUGAAGUGGUAUUGAGAUGAGUGCAGGAGAGUUUAGGAUAAUCAAGGAAGGUUGAGCAUUGAGAAGGUAUUGUUUUUAAAACAUUUGUGUUGCCUUCAGUGUGAACAAAUUUCAGUGUACCAUUUCUAGUCUAAGAAUUCAAAAAUAAUUAGUGUCCUUGUCUCUUUGAAUACUAACUUGGUAGGAAUGUUAGUCUGGACCUGUCUUAGAUGACUUUGGACUGUUUAAAUUGGAUUUUGUUUGAAUGAGUGGAUCUUAUGUGCAGAAUGUAACUUACAGAAAUAAACAUGUUUACUUUUA
Molecule: messenger RNA, 4644 nt
Organism: Varanus komodoensis (Komodo dragon)
Lineage: Eukaryota; Metazoa; Chordata; Lepidosauria; Squamata; Varanidae
Gene: TMEM65
Product: transmembrane protein 65
Exons: 7
Coding region: 2701-3192 (163 amino acids)
Biological process (GO): regulation of cardiac conduction; cardiac ventricle development
Cellular component (GO): mitochondrion
Source: RefSeq, a predicted model, not a curated record